AUGUAUUGCAAAAAUUAGAUGAACGCAAGGUUUGAGCUCCUUACCUCAAAGAGAAAUGUUACAAAGGUUUUUAAUGAUAAUUUUUUUUAUAUCAGGGAUGUUUUUUUUGCAAAUUUGAAAUCCAGAUUUUUGUUCACUAUGGUCGGCAAACAACCCCCAUCGACUAGUAACGAUUUUCCCCUAAGUGAAAAGUUCAACAUGGCUGCCAGUAAUUUUGCUCGAGAGCAGCUCGAAAAACAUGGGUGGAAAGAAGGAAGUGGCCUGGGAAGACAUGAACAUGGCAGACCUGAUCCUAUCAAGGUCAAGUUAAAAAUGGACACUGCAGGGGUGGGACACAACAUCAGUGACCAGUUCACCUUCAAUUGGUGGGAGCACGCUUUCAACAAAGCAGCCAGUAACAUCACAGUGGAAAGUUCAGAGUCUGGUGUGAGUGUGAAGAAAACAACAGACCAGGAGUUAAAACUCAGCACCAGUGAGAGUGUCAUGACUGGCAAGUUUGACAACAAAGUCAUGUUGUACGGAAGUUUUAUAAAGGGAGCCACAUUAACCAAUGGUAUUCAAGAUGAAAAAGAGGAUGACAGCCAAUCAGAGGACAGCUCUGAUGAGGAAGACAAGGACUCAAAGGUUUCAAAGUUGACAGAUGAAGAACUGUUCAAGGCCUGUGGAGGAAGAACAGCCCACAAGGCUGCUCGCCAUGGACACAAGUUGAACGGGAAACUUCAGAGAAUACAAGAACAAGAGAGAGAACUGCUGAAAAAGUACCUGGCCAAGAAGGAGAGCAGAACUGCCUAUCAGGAAGAAGAUAACAGCAGCACAAGUAGUAGUCUUUCAACCGAUCAGGGUGAUUCUAACAUCCACACCAAACCUUCUUCAACAGAAUGUGAAGAAGUGAAAGAUAGGGGAGAAAAGAAAAAGAAGAAAAGAAAGGAUAGAGAAAUUUCUGAUGAUGACAAGAAGUUGAAAAAGAAGAAAAGGCACAACAAGGAGGAAGAAAUGAUGGAGUUACAAAACAAUGAACUUUGUAAUGAAAAUAACACUGAAGAGUGUGAAAAUUCUAACAUAAAGACAUCCAAGAAAAAGAAGAAAAGGAAAAUCAAAAAUGAAGAAUCUGAUGCUGUGAUCGUAGUUAAUGAAACAGAAAGUAAGAAAGUCACAAAGAAGAACAAAAAGAAGAAGAAAGAAAAGAAAAUAUUUUAAGAAGAGCUAGAAUGACAAUACUUUUUAUGAACUAUGACGCAUUUCAACAUUCAAUGAAAUAUAUCAAUUCAGGCCUUGUGUAAAGAAUGUAUCUAACAAUAUUGUACAAAUCCAGUCAUUUUUCUUCUCAGUGUUACACAAUGUAUUGAUACAACAGACAAUUCAAUAAACU
Molecule: messenger RNA, 1369 nt
Organism: Branchiostoma belcheri (Belcher's lancelet)
Lineage: Eukaryota; Metazoa; Chordata; Leptocardii; Amphioxiformes; Branchiostomatidae
Product: G patch domain-containing protein 4-like
Exons: 7
Coding region: 19-1197 (392 amino acids)
Biological process (GO): regulation of ribosome biogenesis
Cellular component (GO): nucleolus
Molecular function (GO): nucleic acid binding
Source: RefSeq, a predicted model, not a curated record